GACAAACCUGUCAAAUUCACAUAACCUGCAAAGUAAAGACAUGUUUUGAUGUAACGCCUAUUAAAAUUCACAAGUUGUAUUAACCAAAAUCAUUAGUUUUCACAGUGAAGUGUAAAUAAAGGACCAAAAUGAAGUGUCUGGACAAGUUACCGACAGUCAUAAGUUGUUGUUUCUGUUGCUUUCUGAGGGCUGGCACAGUGUUGAUAGCAGUAUUCUCUUUUACAAUCGGUCUCUUGUUCGCUCCAAAUGUAAGCCACAGUUCUGGAUAUUGGGAUAUGAACCCAGUGCUCCCAAACUACAGCUCGGUGGCUGAAUCGACGGCACAAAUGAUAAUAGGAGUAGCUUCCAUAAUGCUUUGUUUAGUCAGUGUGCUACUUCUGGUUGGAGCUUGCUGUAAUAUGCCAGUGCUUAUACAAAUAUACCAAUGGGGUGCAAUUAUGUACAGUGCUACGAUAGGUUUCAUAUUCUUUGUACUGGCUGUCAUCUGCUUUCUAGUUCACACUAAUUGCUACGUGGCCGGUAGCUUACUGCUUGCUUUUAUUGUGUGUGAUGUUUUAUUGACUGGAUAUUUCAUAAUAGUGACGAACAGUUUAAGAAUGUCUUUACAGUACUUGUCUAGCAGUGACAUCGUCAUUUGAAUAGUGGAAACCUAAAUAAAUUGAUCAAUAUGACUUUAAUGUGAAACCAGUGUAACUUGUGACAGCAUUGUAAAUAAAGUUUUAAAAAAAUA
Molecule: messenger RNA, 730 nt
Organism: Spodoptera frugiperda (fall armyworm)
Lineage: Eukaryota; Metazoa; Arthropoda; Insecta; Lepidoptera; Noctuidae
Exons: 4
Coding region: 129-638 (169 amino acids)
Source: RefSeq, a predicted model, not a curated record